This is a messenger RNA of Sapajus apella (tufted capuchin), 2021 nucleotides long. RefSeq names its product tigger transposable element derived 3 (gene TIGD3). The transcript is spliced from 2 exons. NCBI's taxonomy places the organism in Eukaryota, Metazoa, Chordata, Mammalia, Primates, Cebidae. The record is from RefSeq and is a predicted model, not a curated record. Bases 216 to 1646 code for a protein of 476 amino acids. Gene Ontology annotation, molecular function: DNA binding. Gene Ontology annotation, cellular component: nucleus.
GGACUUAGCAGCCGGGAGAGAGCCCGGCGCGGGCGGCGCGCACCGGGCCCUGCUGUGCGCGCGCCCGCCCGCCGCCCGCGCAGCCCCUCGACCCGCUCUGCCCUCGGGGUCGUGGCGCCCAACCCUCCCUUGUUCUGCCGUCGCCGCCUGGACAGGGGCUCGGGAGUCGGGCUGGGGGCAGGGGCGGGAGCCGCGGGACCAGCGCCUGAGCACAGAUGCCCGGAGAAGCCAUGGAGCUGAGCAGCAAGAAGAAGCUUCACGCCCUGUCACUGGCCGAGAAGAUCCGGGUGCUGGAGCUCCUGGAUGAGUCCAAGAUGUCCCAGUCGGAGGUGGCCCGGCGCUUCCAGGUCUCCCAGCCCCAGAUCUCGCGCAUCUGCAAAAAUAAGGAGAAGCUGCUGGCGGACUGGUGCAGCGGCACAGCCAACCGGGAGCGCAAGCGCAAGCGGGAGUCCAAGUACAGCGGGAUCGACGAGGCUCUGCUCUGCUGGUACCACAUCGCCCGGGCCAAGGCCCGGGACGUGACGGGGCCCAUGCUGCUUCACAAAGCCAAGGAGCUAGCCGAUAUCAUGGGCCAGGAUUUCGUGCCCAGCAUCGGCUGGCUGGUUCGAUGGAAACGCCGAAACAACGUCGGCUUUGGGGCCCGCCAUGUUCUUGCGCCUUCAUUCCCCUCUGAGCCACCUCCCCCGGGGCUCACAUCCCAGGCCCAGCUGCCUCUUUCCCUGAAAGACUUCUCUCCAGAGGACGUCUUUGGCUGUGCUGAAUUGCCCUUGCUGUAUCGGGCAGUGCCCGGCAGCUUGGGUGCAUGUGAUCAAGUACAGGUGCUGCUGUGUGCCAACAGCAGGGGCACCGAGAAGCGGCGGGUACUGCUGGGUGGGCUCCAGGCUGCCCCGAGAUGCUUCUUUGGGGUCCGCAGUGAGACUCUGCCUGCCUCCUACCACCCUGACCUGGGCAUCCCCUGGUCAGAGUGGUUGGCACAGUUUGACCGGGACAUGGGAGAGCAGGGCCGACAGGUGGCCUUGCUGCUGGCUGCCCGAGUGGUAGAGGAACUGGCAGGCCUUCCUGGGCUCUACCACGUGAGGCUCUUACCUCUGGCCACCUCUGGCACCACGCCUCCCCUCCCUAGCUCGGUGGUCCGGGCCUUUAAGGCCCAUUACCGGCACCGGCUGUUGGGCAAACUGGCUGCCAUCCAGAGCGAAAGGGAUGGCACCUCGCUGGCUGAGGCCAGGGCGGGCAUCACAAUGCUGGAUGCCCUGCAUGUGGCAGCAGCCGCCUGGGCCAAGGUGCCUCCUCAGCUCAUUUUCAGCAGCUUCAUUCAGGAAGGGCUGGCUCCUGGCAAAACACCCCCGUCCUCGGACAAAGCCUCUGAGAUGCCACCAGUACCCAGCGGGCUGAGUCUAGAGGAGUUUUCCCACUUUGUGGACCUGGAAGGUGAGGAGCCAGGGCCCGGGGUGUGCAAAGAGGAGACAGGCACUGAAGAUGAGGAGGGGGACGGAGAGGGCACCUUCGAGCCCCUGCCCACCAGAGCUGAUGCCCUCCAGGCCCUGGGCACGUUGAGGAGGUGGUUUGAGUGCAACAGCACUUCUCCUGAGCUAUUCGAAAAAUUCUACAACUGUGAGGAGGAGGUGGAGCGGCUUUGCUGCCUGUGAAGGCGCCUUCGAUGCUCGCCAGAGCCCCCCCCCCACUCCUGUUUCCCAUGGAAACGGCCUCUUCAAAAGGCAGAUCCGGCUGUCUCUUUCCUGUGGAAAUGCAACUGUCAUAAAGGUGUAGAAGUUGGGACGCCAAGUCUGAGCUUGGAAGAAGAGAACCCCAAGAAGAGAGCUCUGAAGAUGGUACUUCUGGGGUAGGAAUCCAGGCUACUUAGUUUCUAAACCCUGCUUCAAAGUUCUAGAGCCUUAGAGAGGGAGCUAGUCUGGAGGCUGGGGCUUAGAAAGGUGGAAUUUGGGCUUUUUGGACAGGCUGCUUCCUUGAACUCUGUGUUAAAAACAGUUCUGCUUCUGGAAAUAAAGUUUUUCAUCAGAAAA